Molecule: messenger RNA, 666 nt
Organism: Nerophis lumbriciformis (worm pipefish)
Lineage: Eukaryota; Metazoa; Chordata; Actinopteri; Syngnathiformes; Syngnathidae
Source: RefSeq, a predicted model, not a curated record
AUGGCAUCGACGGGUCUUCAGCUGCUGGGUUUAGUGCUGGCGCUGGUAGGCUGGGUGGGUGGGAUACUGGUGUGCGCGGCUCCUCUGUGGCGUGUGUCGGCCUUCGUGGGUGGGGAGCUGGUGAUUGCCCAGGUUAUGUGGGAAGGACUGUGGAUGAACUGCCUGUCUCAGAGCACAGGUCAGAUCCAGUGUAAGACGUACGACUCAACACUAGCCCUGCCCACGUCCACUCAAGCCGCGCGGAGUAUCACUGUUCUCUCUCUGAUGCUCUGCAUUCUGGCCCUCCUACUUGGGGUGAUGGGGGCCAAGUGCACCCACUGCCUGGGUGACACCAACCAAGUCACCAAGGCUCGGCUCUCCAGGCUUGGAGGAGCACUUUUUAUCGUGGCCGGUUUGGCCUUCUUGAUACCCAUCUGUUGGACGGCUUAUUCCACCAUUAGAGACUUUUAUGAUGUGAACGUUGCAGCACCUCUGAAGAGAGAGUUAGGACCGGCACUGUAUUUGGGUUGGGGCGCCAGUGUGCUGCUUGUGCUUGGUGGCGUUCUCCUGCAUAUUGGUUCGUCUCCAAAAGGAGGAGGAACACUGCCUGUUGGGAGAGCAGCAAAAGACAACCCACAUUCAGGGGCAGCAGGAGAGGCAAAGCCACAGGAAAAAUCUUUUGUAUAA